Messenger RNA from Hydatigera taeniaeformis, 1026 nucleotides. NCBI's taxonomy places the organism in Eukaryota, Metazoa, Platyhelminthes, Cestoda, Cyclophyllidea, Taeniidae. The record is from the annotation of a GenBank genome assembly.
AUGGACGAACGAGGCCAGCUGGUGCCACUUAACCUCUGUGCUCCGGCCUUCCUUAUGAAGGAACUGAAAUCACUAAAUAGUGGGUUCUUGCAGCCGCCUCCACCGCCGCCACCACCGCCACCACCACCGCCAUUUCCGUCCCUACAGCCGACGGCGGCAACACAACUUGGGCGCUCAAGUACCAUCACAAGCAUGCGUGAUUUAGAGGUCCCAUUCUUUUCUCGAGCAUCCGGAAGAUUUUGCUCACCUUCUGGAGGGGCUUCCAUGCUUCUACCUGAUUACCGAUUGCAGCAAAAGUCUCCGGAUGACGAGCCAAAACCGAACUUCAGUUACAUUGGUCUCAUUGCAAAGGCAAUUCUCAGUUCCAAGGAAAGGCGUAUGGUGCUGUCGGAGAUCUACGAGUGGAUUCAGGUCAACUACGCCUAUUUCCGCAGUCGAGGGCCAGGCUGGAGGAAUUCCAUUCGACAUAACCUCUCGUUGAAUGACUGUUUUAUCAAAGUUGGUCGUUCUUCCAACGGCAAAGGUCACUACUGGGGAAUCCAUCCGGCCAAUGUAGAGGACUUUCGGCGAGGUGACUUUCGUCGACGAAGAGCUCAAAGAAAGGUGCGACGCGCAUUGGGAUUGUCAUGCCCUGGCGACGGAGAGGACAGUGACUCUCCACCUCUUUCCCCAACUCCUCCUGCGCCCUCCCACACGAUCUCCACUACCGGUCUGCCUCUUUCUCUUUUCCCUCUCCGUGUAAACGAUAACACCGGUGCUGGUCGUGCUAAUGUUAGCAGCGGAAGGAGCAUCUUUCCACCGCCCCCUCCCAUGGACGUUUUUGCGGCCUUGUUAAAUAGUCUUACAACUGCAGGUCUCUUACCUCCUCCUCCUUUACCAUCUCUUCCACCUCUACUGGAAGCGUCCUCAACAACACCACUGCUGCAAUCUCUUCAACAUGGGGCAGAGGCAUCUUCUGAAACUUCCACAAAUCUGCCCGCCCCCUCAGGGAACAGUUUCAGCGUGGCUAGUCUAUUGGGAGCGUGA